Zootoca vivipara (common lizard) is the source of this 5453-nucleotide messenger RNA. RefSeq names its product tenascin N (gene TNN). Gene Ontology annotation, cellular component: perisynaptic extracellular matrix. The record is from RefSeq and is a predicted model, not a curated record. NCBI's taxonomy places the organism in Eukaryota, Metazoa, Chordata, Lepidosauria, Squamata, Lacertidae. Gene Ontology annotation, biological process: regulation of cell adhesion. Gene Ontology annotation, molecular function: protein binding.
GAAGUCCAUGGCCCUGUCUUUGCUUUUCCUUUCACUAGGUGCCAACUGCAUCAGAUUCGACUGCUUGCCUGAGACCAGAAGUGCCUCUCCAAGCCUCACUCAUUUCGUAGUAAUAACAGAAACAAGAUGAUAUUUUGGAAUUUCCUUCUUGGCGUUCUGCUGCACUGCUCUCUCCAGGGAGCUCUGGCACAGCUUCCGACUCAACCGGAAAACUGCUCUGGCAAAAGUCAGAUCUCCUUCAGUCACUCAUACAAGAUUGACGUGCCCAAGUCCACUCAGAUCAAAGUGGAUCCAGACCCACGUCCCCUCCAAGAUGACAGUCACACACUGCUGUCGACUGGUGAAAUGCAUGAGGGCGAGGAGCAAAAUAUUAUAUUCAGGCACAACAUUCGGCUGCAGGCUCCCAAAGGUGACUGCGAACUCCUAGGCCAGCUCAAGGCUUUGUUGGAAAGGCUGGAAAAGAUAGAAUUGGAAGUGCGACAUCUGAGGGGGAUCUGUGGCCCUCAGAGGUGCUGUGGCAAAGCCCAAGAAGUUUCAUCCUGCAGCGGCCACGGAGUUUUCAUCCAAGAGAUUUGUGCCUGCAACUGUGACGAAGGUUGGGAAGGCCAGGACUGCUCCCGCCCUACCUGCCCAGGAAACUGCAAUGGUAACGGACGCUGCGUUGGCGGCCGAUGCAUUUGCAAUGCACGUUAUGCUGGCGAGGAUUGCAGCCGGCUCCUGUGUCCUGAGAAUUGCAGUGGAAAUGGGGUCUGUGUGAAUGGCGUAUGUCACUGCUACAAGGAGUUCAUUGGUGAUGACUGCAGUGAGAAGAGGUGCCCCAACGACUGCAGCGGGAAUGGAUAUUGUGACACUGGCGAGUGUUACUGUGAGGACGGCUUCAUUGAGCUUGACUGCUCUAAAGUGCUUGCCCCCCAGAAUGCACGAGUCCUCAAGACCACAGAAGAUUCCCUGGCCAUUGGCUGGGAUAAGGUGACGGAUGUGGACAGUUAUCUCAUUAGCUACUUUCCUGUUGGGUAUGAAGCCUCUGUGAAGCAGGUGCGAGUGCACAAAGAUCAAAUCACCUAUGAGAUUCUGGGUCUUCUACCUGGUACAAAGUAUAUUAUCACUCUCCGCAAUGUAAAGAAGGGGGUUGCCAGUGACCCAGAACUCCUGCAAGCCAGCACAGAGGUCUCUGCCAUUGGUGCUAUAUGGGUGACAGAAGAGACAGAUAAUUCCCUGGAAGUGGAGUGGGAGAAUCCUUCAACAGAGGUGGAUUAUUACAAGCUGAGGAUCAGCUCUUUGCUCCGGCCAGGGGAGGAGAAGGAGGUGCUGGUCCCUAGAAGCAGUGAUGCCAAGAGCAGAUAUGUCAUCACAGGCCUGAAGCCAGGAACCCAGUAUGUGAUCACCGUCAUAUCUAUGAAGGAUGAGAUGGAAGGGAAGCCGUCCUCUGUGAACGGCUGGACAGAUAUUGAUGGCCCAACGGAUCUGGUAACCAACCAAGUAACAGAAGACACAGCUACCAUUUCUUGGAAUGGGGCCCAGGCUCCAGUAGAUAGAUAUGUGGUGAGCUACACCUCAGCUGAUGGUGACACCAAAGAGAUCUCUGUGGGGAAGGACAAGAAAACCACUACCCUGACGGGUUUACAUCCAGGCAUGGAGUAUACCAUCUAUAUCUGGGCUGUGAAGGGAACCCAACAGAGCAGGAAGGCAAGCACAACAGCUGAAACAGAGAUAGACGGCCCUACGAACCUGAAAACAGACCAAGCAACAGAGAACACAGCCACUAUCUCUUGGAGCAAGGCAUUGGCUCUUAUAGACCGAUACAUACUUAGCUACACCUCUGCUGAUGGAGACACUAGAGAGAUCACAGUUGGGAAGGAUAAGACCAGCACCACCUUGACUGGACUGAAGCCAGGCAUGGAGUAUGUCAUUUACAUCUGGGCUGUGAAGGGGAGCCAGCAGAGCAAGAGGACAAUCACAAAGACACUGACAGAAAUUGACCCUCCCAGGAAUGUCCGUGUGUCAGAUGUAACACAGUCCAGUGGAUUGGUCACUUGGACACCACCUGUUGCUCAGAUCAGUGGCUAUCUUAUCACCUAUCGGGAACCAGAUGGUACUAUCAAGGAAGUGCGGUUAGGUCCUAAUGAGGAAAGGUUUGUGCUAGAAGGCCUUACUCGAGGAACCAAAUACACCAUACAUAUCAUGGCCUUUAAGGGAGACCGCUGGAGUCGAAAAACAGCCACCACCUUUUCUACAGUCAGUUUGCACUAUCCCUUCCCUGCGGACUGCAGCCAGACCCAGGAAAACGGACUCUCUGCCAGCGGCAUGUACACCAUCUACCUGAACGGUGAUGUCAACAGACCCCUGCAGGUGUACUGUGACAUGGCCACUGAUGGAGGUGGAUGGAUCGUGUUUCAGAGACGGAACACAGGGCAGCUGGACUUCUUUAAGCGCUGGAGGAAUUACGUUGAAGGCUUUGGAGACCCUGCUGGGGAAUUUUGGCUUGGCCUUGAAAAGCUGCACCAGCUCACCAGUAGCGCCCCCGUCCCCUAUGAACUGAGGGUGGAUUUACGAACCCACAAUGAGUCUGCCUAUGCUGUCUACGACCUCUUCCAGGUGGGCUCCAGCAGAGAUCGAUACAGGCUCUCCGUGGGGAAGUACAGAGGCACCGCUGGGGAUGCCAUGACUUACCACAAUGGCUGGAAAUUUACCACCUGGGACAGGGACAGCGACAUCGCUCUCAGCAACUGCGCAAUCACACAUCAUGGUGGCUGGUGGUACAAGAACUGCCACUUGGCCAAUCUGAAUGGGAAAUAUGGUGAAGACAAGCACAGCGAGGGAAUUAACUGGGAGCCAUGGAAAGGCCACCUGUUCUCCAUCCCUUACACUGAGAUGAAGCUCCGCCCACGCUCUCGAAGCUUUGAGCCAAUCUUGGGGAGAAAAAGAAGAUCUCUAGCAGUGAAGGAGCCCAGGGUUUAAAAUGGAUGAAAUGUGGUGCUUGUCAAGUGAAGCAUGGCAAUGCAUUACUGUAUCAUGUAACCAUUUAACCUUGGGUUGCUUAUUUUAGUACAUUUAUAAUCACAUACAAAUGGUUACAGGCUUCCUCAGAAGAAUUAUCUGGUUUAAUUGGUUGGGAUCAGCACAGAACCUGCGCUGCACUCCGAGUGCAAUUUGAAAAGAACAGGCAUCCCCAAACUGCGACCCUCCAGAUGUUUUGGCCUACAACUCCCAUGAUCCCUAGCUAACAGGACCAGUGGUUGGGGAAGAUGGGAACUGUAGUCCAAAACAUCUGGAGGGCCGAAGUUUGGGGAUGCCUGGAAAAGAAUAAGGUCGGAGACUAAGGGCUGGUUUAGAAUUCUUCUUCUUGUGGAGGGCCAUGUCUAUUGACGCUCCCUCUGCUUGUAGUGGCCUCUGGUUCUGACAGCUACCAUGGAUCAGGAGGGCCCAUUUCAGCCCUCCAAUUUUUCCAUGUUCUUGACAAGGAAGGGGCUUCUUGCCAUCCAGCUUCCUUGCCGGAGAAAACAAAGAAGUCACCACACCAUCUCUUUUCUUUCUUUCUCCUCUCUCUCUCUCGGGUGGCUUUGCUUAUUCUGCUCAACAAGGGCCUGAUUGGGGGUCUGCUGUGCUAUGAUUUCUGAGAUGUAGCUUUGCAAAACCCAAGGUGCUAAUUCAACAUAUUUUCCUAUCCAUGGUGUUUCCUACAAGACAAUUGUCAGGUCACCAAAAUCCAACCGUAUCAAACUCUCAAGCGCUGCUGAGAAUGAUGCGGUUGUAUCUCAAAGAUGCCUUUCUUACACAAAACACGACCUUUCUAGCUUUCUAUUUGCCCUUUUUCAGGGCCGACCCCGUCCAUGAGGCAAGAGGAGGCAAGUGCCUCAAGCGGCAAAAGACCAUGAGGUGGGGCCCCCACCCUGCCGCCAGAAAAGUGGCGCCACCAGCAGCAGCACUGGUUUCUGGCGAGAUCUAACCAAAUCUCACAUGAUCUGACUGAAAUAUUGCAAGAUCUCACAGAGCAUGUGAGAUCUCACUGGAAACCAGAACUGCUGCACAACGCAGAUGAGGCAGGCUUCAGCGGGUUUCUGUUUCGCCCCUGUCCGUUCUUGUUCUUUGGCUCUAUUCCAUCCCCUUUUCUCCCACCCUCUUUUCACUUGAGAAAUUGUUUCUCUAGUAAGUCACGAAACAGUACCAUUUCAUACUCCUGUACAAGUGUUCCUCCAUGUCCUCCUGCCCCAAACGCCUUGCGAAGGGGGAACACUCCUCUCAGACAUGUACAGUGCUGUCAACUUUCCCAUUUUUUGGAGGGAAAUUCCCUUAUUCAGUGCCCUUACUUUCAUAUCCGGGAGUUGACAGCACAAUAGGAUUUCCUUAUCUUCAAAUCCGGAGGUUGACAGCCAUGGACAUGUAGUUUUCUAUGUGCAGAUAUUGUGCUGUGGAGAAGCAUGCAGUCAUUUUAAGCCUGUCUGCAGCCUGAAGUGACUCAGCCCUGACAGAAGUUUGCCAAGCCAUGUGUAAAACUUUAGUUAUAGCACCACCUAAUGUUGAUUUCAAGUAUGACUAAAAAGGGGCUUAUACUGUUGUAUCAAAAUAAAAAAAUUCCUUCCAGCAGCACCUUAGAGACCAACUAAGUUUGUCAUUGGUAUGAGCUUUCAUGUGCAUGCACACUUCUUCAAUGACAAGCUUGGUCUCUAAGGUGCUGCUGGAAGGAUUUUUAUUAUUUUAUUUUGUUUCGACUACGUCAGACCAACAGGGCUACCUACUGGUAUCUAAUGUUGUAUACUGUAUAUGCUUUACUAGGGUGUGUGCUGCUCACGAACACCCUCCUGCCAUUCCCCUCACAUUCACCCCCUCCAGCUUUCCCAAGGUUUGUAAUCUUUAGUGGUUAUAUUGGUUCCAAGUCGCACUGAAAGCAAAUGUGGGUCAAUAAUUAGAUUUCUAUCUAGUGGCCUGGUUUUAAAUCCCAACUGAGCCUGGAGUACAGAGGAGAGUCUUGGACAAGUGUUUCUCAACUUCCAGUUUAAAAAUGGUUAUCAGAUUUUGGGAGAAUGAAUAACUACAAAAACUGUUAUAAAAACACUUUAAAUAACAAAUACUGAGAAGUCCAGGAGACACAAAUUUCACUAAAACUAUACAGGGUCCCAAGUAUCUAACUUGUUGGUUUUUUGUUUUUAAAUAACUCUUUACAGACAGAAACAUAAAUAGCUUAGUUUAAAGAAAGCUUUAAAUUCUGCUGUAAUCAAGUUAGUACCUGUCUUGUUUGCUUCUGCAUUCUGCUCAAAUUUUAUUUUUGACCACUAUGUCUAAUUACUUAUGCUUGUUAGAAAAAAUGCAUUUCUAUACGAUUGCCAAUUUUGAUACUGUGGAUCUUGAAAUAUUUCAGAAAUAUUUCACGUUGUUUAGCAAAGUUUAUAAUUUAGCCACAGACUGUAAUCCUGGGAAGAUCCUUAUUACUUAUAAAUAAAGAUUUUUAAAAAUCA